Messenger RNA from Frankliniella occidentalis (western flower thrips), 620 nucleotides. RefSeq lists its product as uncharacterized. Lineage: Eukaryota; Metazoa; Arthropoda; Insecta; Thysanoptera; Thripidae. The record is from RefSeq and is a predicted model, not a curated record. The coding region runs from base 183 to 587 and encodes 134 amino acids. The transcript is spliced from 2 exons.
CCGCCGCGUCGUUCAGGUUCCGACGAUUCCACAUUUGCCCCUUGGUCCCCCUUUUUAUUUGGUGUAGCAUUGUUGUCGCAGGAGCACGUUCUUGAGCAGCGCAAGAAGGCGUCCCAGCCCUUCAGUCUUGCCCUAACCUCAAAAUGCCCGCUGCCCGGUAGUCGGAGAAGGCCCGUCCGGCCAUGGACGGCGCGCGCUGGCACCAGGACGUGUGGGUCAUCACGUCGAGCGUGCUGACGGGGUGCGUGGUGUUCGUGACGCUGGUGUACUGCAUGUACUGCUGCCUGCGCGCCGCCGAGCCCGCGCAGGGCCGCUACCGGGACUGGGGCUCGAACCGCUCCGGCUCGUCGAACCGCUGGUGGUGGUGGUCGCCCCGUUACGGCGUCGUGAGCGUGGUCUACCCGGCCGCCGCGCCGCCCGCCCCCGUGCCCGUGCCCGGCGCGCCCCUGCAGCCCCUGCACGCCGUCACCGUGUACCCGGAGGCCGCGCCGCCCUACACGGCCUACGCCGCGCCGCCCCCAGCGGCGGCCCCCCAGCAGCAGCAGCAGCAGGGCGGCGCCAAGGAGGACGCCGACAAGAAGAAGUAGGGCAGGGAUGUCAAUAAACGGCUAACGCGAGGA